This is a messenger RNA of Tremella mesenterica DSM 1558, 10323 nucleotides long. RefSeq lists its product as uncharacterized. The coding region runs from base 1 to 10323 and encodes 3440 amino acids. Lineage: Eukaryota; Fungi; Basidiomycota; Tremellomycetes; Tremellales; Tremellaceae. The record is from RefSeq and is a predicted model, not a curated record. The transcript has 12 exons. Gene Ontology annotation, molecular function: dynein light intermediate chain binding; dynein intermediate chain binding; minus-end-directed microtubule motor activity. Gene Ontology annotation, cellular component: dynein complex. Gene Ontology annotation, biological process: microtubule-based movement.
AUGAAAGAAACUUAUUCGGGUAUUUUGAAAUCUAGAACGGAUCUGGAGACGAUGAGCAUUGAUGGGACUUCUACUGCUCAAGCAGUGACGUUUAUAACUUUGGUUCAAGAGUUGAAGAGGAAGAGUAAAGUUUGGGGACCGGAAAUGGAAUUGUUUUUGUUAGGUCAGAAAACUUUGGAAAGACAGAGGUUCACUUUUGGAACGGAAUGGUUGUACGUUGAUCAAGUACAAGGAGAGUGGAGCGCUUUUACGGAUAUUUUGAAGAGGAAGGAUGAUGCCAUUCAGGAACAGAUAGCUGGAUUACAAUUGAAGAUCGUCGCGGAGGACAAAGUGGUCGAUGGACGUAUUCGCGAGUUCACGUCGGAAUGGGAAACACUCAAGCCUCUUCAAGGGAGUAUCAAAGCCGAUGUAGCUAUCAACACUCUUAACGUUUUCGAAGGUCGUCUCACUCGUUUGCUCGAAGAAUAUGAUCUCGUUUGUCGUGCUAAAGAAGCACUCAAUCUCGAACACACGAAGGAUGAUCGUCUCGAACCCGUCACCGAAGAACUAAGAGAUCUGAAAGGUGUAUGGACGGCUUUAUCUGGUAUAUGGGGAAGAAUCGGUCAACUUAGAGAGAUGCUCUGGUCAGCAGUCCAGCCGAGGAAGUUGAGACAAGAGCUUGAUGCCAUUCUUUCAUCCACUCGUGAGAUGCCUUCAAGGAUGCGGCAAUAUGCGGCUUUUGAGUAUGUUCAAGAAACCAUCAGGGGUCUCUUGAAGAGCAAUGUACUCAUUUCCGAGAUGAAAAGCGAGGCCCUCAGAGAAAGACAUUGGUCUAAGCUGUACAAAGCUUUGAGGAUGUCAGGGGCAUCACAAUCAUCUACGAUGACACUCGGUCAAGUGUACGACCUUGACCUGCGCAAGAACGAACAGUUGAUCAAGGAAGUUGUCAUGCAAGCCCAGGGCGAGAUGGCGUUAGAAGAAUUCCUCAAACAAGUUAGGGAAACUUGGACGUCCUAUGCUCUCGACCUCAUCAACUAUCAGAACAAAUGUCGUUUGAUCCGUGGCUGGGACGAUCUGUUCAACAAAUGUGGUGAACACCUCAAUUCUCUCAAUGCCAUGAAGCUUUCACCUUACUAUCGAGUAUUCGAAGAAGAGGCUGCAUCAUGGGAAGAAAAGCUCAAUCGCGUGCAUGUGCUUUUUGACGUAUGGAUCGAUGUACAACGACAAUGGGUUUACCUGGAGGGUAUCUUCACAGGUAGCGCCGACAUCAAACACCUUCUUCCUGUCGAAAGUGCCCGAUUCCAGAAUAUCAACUCCGAGUUCCUCACUGUCAUGAAAAAAGUCAACAAAUCGCCUUUCGUAUUGGAGAUACUCAAUAUUCCUGGAAUUCAGAAAAGUCUCGAACGUCUGGCUGAUCUUCUGACAAAGAUCCAGAAGGCUCUCGGGGAGUAUCUGGAGAAAGAACGAUCAUCAUUCCCUCGAUUCUAUUUUGUCGGUGAUGAAGACCUUCUGGAAAUUAUCGGGAAUAGCAAAGACAUUCGAAGAGUCAUGAAACAUCUUAAAAAAAUGUUUGCAGGUAUAUCCACACUUCAACUCGAUGAAGAUGAGACAAUGCUUCUUGGUUUUGCCUCCAGAGAAGGAGAAGAAGUUUCAUUCCGUUCGCCUAUCAUGCUGAAAGAUUUCCCCAAGAUCAAUGAUUGGCUCGCUCGUGUCGAAUCGGAAAUGCGACAUUCAUUAGCGGAAUCACUCUUCCGUGCAGUGACAGAACUUCGAACCUUAUUCGCCAUCGACAGUGAGCUCUCUUUACCUGGUCUCAUGACUUGGAUCGAUUCGUACCCUGCUCAACUUGUCGUACUUGCUGUACAAGUAGCUUGGACGGAAUUGACAGAGAAUGCUUUGGAAUCAAACUCUCUUACGAAUGUUCUCACCUUGGUCGCUAAAACACUCGACCUUUUGGCCGAUACUGUUCUCCAAGACAUUGCUGUUCUUCAAAGACGUAAAUGUGAACACCUCAUCACUGAACUAGUUCAUCAAAGAGAUGUCAUCAGAGGUUUGAUAAGUAACGGUAUCCGAUCUUCCUCAAGCUUUGACUGGUUAUAUUACAUGCGUUUCUAUCUUAUCGACACUAUAGAAGAUCCUUUACUCCGUCUUGAAGUUCGAACAGCCGAUGCGAUAUUCCCAUAUGGAUACGAAUACCUAGGAAUUCCCGAUAGACUCGUUCAAACCCCACUUACAGAUCGAUGUUAUCUCACUCUCACUCAAGCGCUCGACAAUCAACUGGGUGGAUCUCCUUUCGGACCAGCAGGAACAGGCAAGACUGAAUCCGUCAAAUCACUCGGUGUACAAUUAGGUAGAUUCGUCCUUGUUUUCUGUUGUGAUGAAACGUUCGAUUUCCAAGCCAUGGGUAGAAUCUUUGUGGGUCUAUGUCAAGUAGGUGCUUGGGGAUGUUUCGACGAAUUCAAUCGAUUAGAAGAACGUAUUUUAUCUGCUGUUUCUCAACAAGUACAAAGUAUUCAACAAGGAUUAGCAGAAAUAACUUUUAAUCCUGAUGCUGAAGUUGAACUUGUCGGUAAGAAAUUAAAAGUCAACCCACGAACAGGUAUCUUUAUCACUAUGAAUCCAGGAUAUGCCGGUAGAUCAAAUUUACCUGAUAAUUUGAAGAAAUUAUUCAGAAGCAUGUCCAUGACUCGACCGGAUCAAGAACUUAUCGCACAAGUUUUAUUAUUUUCCAAAGGUUUCAGAACCGCAGAAAUCCUAGCUAGUAAAGUCGUACCUUUCUUUAAUCUCUGUGCGGAACAAUUAUCUAAUCAACCUCAUUACGAUUUUGGUUUAAGAGCUCUCAAAGCGGUACUUUCAAGUGCUGGGAUUUUGAAAAGAGAUAGGUAUCUUAAAUCUGUUGAUGGUGAGUUGGAAGUAGAAGGGGAUGAUGUGGUUGAACAACAAAUUAUGAUACAAAGUGUUACAGAGACUAUUGUUCCUAAGUUAGUUGCGGAUGACGUACCUUUGUUGAAAGGACUACUGCAAGAUGUUUUCCCUGGCAUCGCUUACGUUCCUGUGGAUCUCGAAGCCUUACGAACCAAGAUCGCUGAAGUAUGCGCUGAACGUCAUUUAGUCCCAGGUGAAGCAUGGGUAGACAAAGUGGUACAACUUUAUCAAAUUCAAAAUAUCUCCCACGGUCUCAUGAUGGUAGGACCAUCUGGUACGGGUAAAACACAAGCUUGGCAAGUCCUUCUGGCCGCUUUGGAAAGAGUGGAUGGUGUGGAAGGUACAUCAUAUUCUAUAGAUCCAAAAGCUAUCGAUAAAGAAUCUCUUUAUGGUACUCUUGAUCCCACAACACGGGAAUGGAACGAUGGAUUGUUCACUCAUAUUCUACGUAAGAUUGUCGAUAAUGUCAGAGGAGAAACUACUCGACGUCAUUGGAUCAUUUUCGAUGGUGAUGUUGAUCCUGAAUGGGUUGAGAAUCUCAACAGUGUGUUGGAUGACAAUAAAUUGCUCACCCUUCCCAACGGUGAACGACUCAACCUCCCUCCCAAUGUUAGGGUCAUGUUUGAAGUUGAACAUCUCAGAUUCGCCACCUUGGCCACCGUCAGUCGAUGUGGUAUGAUUUGGUUCAGCGAGGACGUGAUAAGUACUUCUAUGAUCUGUCAAAACCAAUUGCGACUCCUCAGUACCGUCCCCAUAGGUGGAGACGACGAAGAAAUUGCCGAUUUUGGAACGUCAUCUUCGUCAUCGUCUGGUCGAUUGGAAGCUCAGAAACAAAUGGUCUCCAUGUUACAAAAACAGUUCGGAGAAGGUGGUAUUAUCAUGUCCGCCUUGGACUUUGCAUCUACCAGUCAACAUAUCAUGGACUUUACUCCCAUUCGUGCACUUAACACCCUAUUUUCGCUGUUGAAAGCCACCAUGCGAAAUGUGCUCGAAUACAACGCUCGACAUGCCGAUUUCCCUCUUUCACCAGAGAAAGUCGAAUCGUAUAUCACUCGAAGACUUCUGCUCAAUGUCGUCUGGGCUUUCUCUGGUGAUGGUCGAUUAGAAUCACGAGCGGACCUUGGACAACAUCUUCAACUCCAAUCAGGUGUGGAAAUGCCCCCUCUGACCAUCGGAGGCUCACUGAUCGAUUUCGAUGUCGACGUAGGUUCUGGUGCUUGGAUAUCAUGGGAGUCAAGAGUACCCACUGUCGAAGUGGAAACUCACGCAAUCACUGCUUCAGACAUUGUUAUACCCACCAUCGAUACCGUGCGACAUGAAGAAGUCCUCUAUAGCUGGUUAGCCGAACACAAACCAUUGAUCCUCUGUGGUCCACCUGGUUCCGGUAAGACCAUGACACUAUUCAGUGCGCUCCGUAAAUUACCAGAUCUCGAAGUGGUCGGACUCAAUUUUUCAAGUGCCACCACACCUGAACUAGUGCUAAAGACAUUUGAACAAUAUUGUGAAUAUCGAAAAACUCCCAAUGGGGUCAUACUCUCUCCUACUCAGAUCGGACGUUGGUUGGUCGUCUUUUGCGAUGAAAUCAAUCUUCCCUCGGUGGACAAAUACGGAACUCAGAGAGUCAUUUCGUUCCUCCGUCAACUCAUUGAGAACAACGGUUUCUGGCGUACAUCAGAUUUGUCAUGGGUAACCAUGGAAAGGAUUCAAUUUGUUGGAGCUUGUAAUCCUCCCACUGAUCCAGGUCGUGUACCUCUCAGUCAUAGAUUCCUUCGACAUGCACCUGUCGUGCUCGUUGACUACCCAGGUGAAACAUCUCUCAAGCAAAUCUAUGGAACGUUCAACAGAGCACUUCUCAAGGUCAUCCCUACCCUCCGAGGACACGCAGAAGCGCUCACGAGUGCGAUGGUCGGUUUAUAUCGUGCUUCCCAAACUAGAUUCACUGCCGAUAUUCAAGCACAUUACAUUUACAGUCCUCGUGAACUCACCCGAUGGAGCAGAGGGAUAUUCGAAGCUAUUAAGCCUCUCGAGACCCUUUCAGUCGAAGGACUCAUCCGUGUUUGGGCUCAUGAGGCUUUGCGCUUGUUCCAAGAUAGACUUGUCUCUGAGGAAGAGAAGAAAUGGACGGAUGAAAUGAUAGAUUCGACUGCCCGAGAACAUUUCAACAAUGUCGAUCUCAAAGAGGCAUUAUCGAGACCAAUUUUGUACUCGAACUGGACUUCAAGACAUUAUAUCCCUGUGGACCGAGAUCAACUUCGUGAAUACACAAAGGCGCGCUUGCGAGUGUUUCACGAGGAAGAAUUGGACGUUCCUCUUGUCCUUUUCAAUGAUGUUCUAGACCAUGUCCUUCGUAUCGAUCGAGUGUUUAGGCAAAUACAAGGUCAUCUUCUUCUUAUUGGUGUUAGUGGAGGAGGAAAAACGACCUUGUCUCGUUUCGUGGCGUGGAUGAACGGUCUGAGCAUCUUCCAAAUUAAAGUCUCCAACAAAUACACUGGAGCUGAUUUCGAUGAAGAUCUACGUACUGUCCUUCGUCGAGCAGGCUGCAAAGGGGAGAAAAUAUGUUUUAUAAUGGACGAAUCCAACGUUCUCGAUUCUGGUUUCCUCGAACGGAUGAACACUCUUCUCGCCAAUGCCGAAGUACCGGGAUUGUUCGAAGGUGACGAACAUGCUGCACUCAUGACUGCCUGCAAAGAAGGUUCUCAGCGUGAUGGCUUGAUGCUCGACUCGCACGAAGAAUUAUAUCGAUGGUUCACCCAGCAAGUCGCCCGUAAUUUACACGUCGUCUUCACUAUGAAUCCCCCCGCGAAUGGCUUGGCUUCAAGAGCGGCAACGUCUCCGGCAUUAUUCAAUCGAUGUGUUUUGGAUUGGUUUGGGGAUUGGUCUGAUCAGGCUUUAUAUCAAGUUGGAUGGGAGUUUACACAAACGCUGGAUCUAGAUGUGGCAUCGUAUAACCCUCCAAUCCCUUUCCCUGCGGUCUAUAGGGAAUUACCUCGGAACCCUUCGCAUCGAUCAGCUGUUGUCAACGCUAUGGUCUUCGUACAUCAGUCCAUGCGAGCUAUCACGUCACGACUGGCUAAGUCGCAAGGGAAAUAUAAUCAUAUCACCCCUCGACAUUUCCUUGAUUUUAUCAACCAUUAUGUGAGGUUGUUCAACGAAAAGAAAGAAGAGCUGGAAGAACAGCAAAGACAUUUGAAUGUCGGUCUUGACAAACUACGCGACACAGUCAGUCAAGUGGAAGAGCUACGAACAAGUCUUGCGGCGAAAUCAAAGCAACUCGAAGCAAAGAAUGCCGAGGCCAACCUAAAAUUGAGACAGAUGGUUUCUGACCAACAAGAGGCCGAAGCUAAGAAAGCUGCUUCUAUCGAAAUACGCGCCGCGCUCGAACAGCAGGACGCUUAUAUCAAAGAGCGAUCACAGAUUGUCAAGGAAGAUCUAGCACAAGCUGAGCCAGCGGUAUUGGAAGCUCUCGCGGCGGUUGGUAAUAUCAAAAAACAACAUUUGUCAGAAGUACGUUCGAUGGCGAAUCCACCUGAAGCUGUCAAAUUGGCUAUGGAAUCUGCUUGUUCUGUCUUAGGUCACCAGAUCGAUAGUUGGAAAACUGUACAGAGUAUCAUCCGUCGUGAUGAUUUCAUCUCGAGUAUUCAGAAUUUCGACACGAAGAAAAUGUCCAAAGGUGUGCGAGACAGAAUGAUGCGAGAUUAUGUCAGCAAGCCCGCUUUCAACUACGAAACCGUCAACCGUGCUAGUCGAGCUUGUGGACCACUCGUCCAAUGGGUCAUCGCCCAAGUACGCUUCUCCGAGAUUCUGGAUAAAGUUGCUCCACUCCGUAAUGAAGUGGCAUCUUUGGAGAACCAGGCGGAGACGACCAAACAGCAAGCUAAAGUCGUCGAGGAUACCGUAGCCGAGUUGGAAGCUAGCAUCGCUAGAUAUAAAGAGGAGUAUGCGUUGUUAAUCAGUGAAACCCAAGCUAUCAAAUCAGAAAUGGAUCGCGUACAAACCAGGGUAGAUCGAUCAAUGACUCUCCUUCAGAGUCUAUCGUCGGAACAGCAACGGUGGGACAGUGGAAGCAAGACUUUCGAGGCUGAAAUGAGCACCAUCGUCGGUGAUGUUCUUGUCUCGGCAGCCUUCUUGGCAUAUAGUGGUUUCUUCGAUCAACGUUAUCGUGAUACUAUGCGAACGGAAUGGUCUGAACAUCUUUCCGAAGCUGGUAUAGCUUACAAAUCCGAUCUCGCCCUCGCGGAAUUCUUGUCGACCGCAGAUCAAAGACUCGGCUGGCAAUCCAAUGCUUUACCCGCCGAUAGUCUUUGUGUCGAGAACGCUGUCAUGCUCAAACGAUAUCAACGUUAUCCUCUCAUUGUCGAUCCCACCGGCCAAGCUGCUACAUUCCUGCAAAACGAAUAUCGGGAACGUAAGAUGACAGUGACGAGUUUCCAUGAUGAAUCAUUCUUGAAGAACCUUGAGAGUGCAUUACGUUUCGGUAACCCUUUGCUCAUUCAAGAUGUUGAGAACCUCGAUCCGAUCCUCAACUCUGUUCUCAAUCGAGAAUUACGUCGGACGGGUGGUAGAGUCCUCAUACGUAUCGGUAAUCAAGAUAUUGACUUUUCUCCUUCCUUCACCAUGUUCCUGUCUACUCGAGAUCCUUCCGUGGAUUUCCCUCCAGAUAUCUGUAGUAGAGUCACCUUUGUCAACUUUACCAUGACGCGAAGUAGUCUACAAACACAAGCUCUGGAUAAAGUCUUGCGUGCAGAGCGUCCGGAAAUUGAUCAGAAACGACAAGAUCUAAUGAAGCUUCAAGGCGAGUUCCGUUUACGUCUUCGUCAUUUGGAGAAAUCGCUCUUGCAGGCUUUGAACGAGUCGGAGGGGAGUAUAUUGGAUGAUGAUAAGGUCAUUGGAACUUUAGAGACUCUCAAAAAGGAAGCAGCGGAGAUUGGGAGGAAAGUUGAAGAUACGGAAACGGUCAUGAUGGAAGUAGAUGCUGUCACUUCGGAAUACCUUCCCUUGGCUCAAGCUUGUAGUGGGAUAUACUUUACCCUGGAGCAACUCGCUACGAUCAACCAUUUCUACCAGUUCUCCCUCGACUUCUUUUUGGAAAUCUUCGACUCUGUGUUGUUGCAGAAUCCAAACCUCAAGGGCGUAUCGGAUGCGGCCUCAAGAAGGGAAACCCUUUUCAAAGAUCUCUUCCUUAUGGCGUAUAAACGAACGUCGAGGGCGUUGUUACAUACCGAUUAUCUGGUUUUCACUGCUACUCUCGCCAAGCUCCGACUACGCGGGGAAGAACUUGCCGUGGUGUCAGAUGAAUUGGACGCUUUGCUGGAUGUUCCCGCUGGAAUCGACAGGACCUCUUUGAAAUUGAGUGGGGAGCAACGUCGUGUGUUGGAAAGUCAUCUCGGACUCAAUGUGGUCAAAACGCUAGAAGAGGAUCUGUCGGCAAAUCCGAACGAAUGGCAUUCUUUCAUUACCGAUGCCAAACCUGAGAAGAACGUUCCUUGGCCGUGGGCACCUGCGAAUGGUAUAACCACAUCUGCUCGCAAGGUCAUACUCAUCAAGCUCUUCCGUCCAGACCGUCUUUUGCAGGCUUUGUCAAUGUUCGUCGAUCAAGCUUUCGAUAUCGAUCUCGCCAGUCAGAGCGAAACUGAACUGCGGAAGAUCGUCCUGGAAGAAAUCACACCUUCUCAUCCGGUCGCUUUGACCUCUGUACCAGGUUACGACGCAAGUUAUCGUGUUGAUAAUCUGUGUAAAGUCGUCGGCGUAUCUUGUACCCCAGUAGCCAUGGGUUCCGUGGAAGGUUUCAGUCUUGCCGAUCAGGCCAUCGCCAAUGCCGCACGUACAGGUUCAUGGGUAUUAUUAAAGAAUGUUCAUCUAUCUCCAGCAUGGCUCAGUCAAUUGGAAAAACGACUACAUAGUCUUACUCCUCAUCCUUCUUUCCGACUUUUCUUGACAAUGGAGACGAGCCCGGUCAUCCCAGUCAACAUCUUACGACAAUCGAGAAUCAUAAUGAAUGAACCUCCUCCCGGUGUCCGUGCCAAUCUUCUAGACAGUCUGCAGUCUCUUCCGCAAUCUCGACUUUCUUCUGGACCAGCUGAAAAACCUCGAUUGUUCUUCCUCCUCGCAUGGUUCCAUGCUGUUGUACAAGAACGUUUACGAUACCUUCCUCUUGGUUGGAGCAAGGCUUACGAGUUCAACGAUUCUGAUUUCGACGCUGCGUUGGGUACGAUCGACACUUGGUUGGGAUCUUUGGCAAAGGGAAAGGCUAAUGUUGAUCCGGCUCAAAUACCUUGGAUCGCCUUGCGAACUCUUAUCAAACAGGCUGUAUAUGGAGGAAGGGUAGAUUCGGAUUUCGAUCAGAGGAUCGUUGAUGCGUUUGUGGAUCGGAUCUUCAGUCCAAAGGCUUAUGAUGCUGAUUUCAUGUUGGUAGAUCGGGCAGAGGGAGGAUUGGCAGGACCUGAAGGAACACAGAUACAGCAGUAUAUCAAAUGGACGCAGGCGUUACCGGAGAGGGAACCACCUGCUUGGCUUGCGUUGCCUGGUUCGGCUGAAGGUUUGGUAGCUGUUGCAGAAGGUGAGGGAGUUAUGAACAAACUUCGAAAGAUGCGUACUCUCGACGAUGAAGAUGAUGGUUCAUCCUCACCCACCUCCACCUUGGCAGGUAGACCAGGAUGGAUGACCACUCUCAAAUCUCAUGCACAAGAAUGGCUUCAGAAUUUACCUGAAACCCUUUCCACUCCGAGCGAUAAGAAUAGUCCAUUGGCUAGAUUAUUCGUACGUGAAGCGGCAAGGGGAAAGAGUUUGUUAAGUCGGAUCCGUCGUGAUUUGAAUGAAUUGAUUGGAGUCUGUGAUGGAACUUUGAAACAGACAAACGAACUUCGUACUCUUAUUUCGGAUCUAAACACCGAAGGUACCGUACCAACUCACUGGAGGAAAUUCAAGAUGCCAUCUGGAACACCUGUUCAGAUUUUCGUAUCUGAUCUUCGAGCGAGGUUGCAACAACUGCAAAAUAUCGCUAUUGGGGUUCAGAAAGGAGGUGUAUGGUUGGGAGGUUUAUUCCAGCCCGAAGCGUAUAUAACAGCUACUAGACAGACUGUGGCGCAUGCGCAAGGAUGGUCUUUGGAACAAUUGGUCAUGCGUUUGGAAGUGGAGGUGGAGGGUGGUGAGAAUAGUUUUGCUGUUGAAGGAUUAAAACUCGAAGGUGCGGGAUGGAAAGAAGGCAAGUUGACAUUGAACGACGGAGAAUCAACAUCAUUAGGGACAUGUCAAAUACGUUGGUAUAAAAUCAACACUCUACCGAAUUUGGAGACAAGUGUCAACAUACCUGUUUAUCUCAACAAGGAGAGGAAAGACGUUUUGUUCUCUGUGGAUUUAUCCACCACUGGUUUAUCUCAAGCUAUCGUAGCUCAACAAGGAGUGUGCAUAACGAAUAUUUGA